Molecule: messenger RNA, 1709 nt
Organism: Thunnus maccoyii (southern bluefin tuna)
Lineage: Eukaryota; Metazoa; Chordata; Actinopteri; Scombriformes; Scombridae
Gene: srsf9
Product: serine and arginine rich splicing factor 9
Exons: 5
Coding region: 282-1031 (249 amino acids)
Cellular component (GO): cytoplasm; ribonucleoprotein complex; nucleus
Molecular function (GO): mRNA binding
Source: RefSeq, a predicted model, not a curated record
UACUGUUUGCCGGAAAUGGGAAGAAGAAGUCACCUAGCCGCUUGCUAAUGUUGCUAGCCAACACGGAAGCAGCACAGCGUGACAACUGGUAGCAUAAAAUCUACAAAAGAAGGCUCUCUUGCUUGCUAUAGAAGGAAUUGGAGGCGGAUGGACUAAGUUUUGGAUUGGAACUAGGAUUAGGAUAAGGACCACUUCCACAGCUAAUUGUGAAAACAAGAAGUGAUCUUAAAGUCUGCAGGUGCCCCCCAUUCUGUGUCAGCAGUGCCACUCACUCAACCACCAUGUCGGAUGGCCGGAUCUAUGUGGGGAAUCUUCCCAUGGAUGUCCAGGAGAGAGACAUUGAGGAUCUCUUCUACAAAUAUGGAAAAAUCCGUGAUAUUGAAUUGAAGAACAAUAGAGGCACUAUCCCUUUUGCCUUUGUCCGAUUUGAAGACCCACGGGAUGCAGAUGAUGCUGUCUAUGGAAGGAAUGGAUAUGGAUAUGGAGACUCCAAGCUGCGUGUAGAGUAUCCUCGAUCCUCUGGGGCUAAAUUUGGUCCUAUGGGAGGUGGAGGUGGUGGUGGAGGAGGAGGACCUAGGGGAAGGUUUGGACCCCCAACUCGAAGAUCUGAAUUCCGGGUCAUAGUGACUGGGUUACCACCAACUGGGAGCUGGCAGGAUCUGAAGGAUCAUAUGCGCGAGGCAGGAGAUGUUUGUUUUGCAGACGUGCAGCGAGAUGGAGAAGGUGUGGUGGAAUUCCUCCGUAGAGAGGACAUGGAGUACGCGCUACGCAGAUUGGAUCGGACGGAGUUCCGUUCACAUCAAGGUGAGACUGCAUACAUCCGCGUCUAUGAGGAGAGAGGCACUCCCAGCUGGGGUCGGUCACGUUCCCGCUCCAGAUCCCGAGGUCGCUAUUCACCUCCCUACCAUAACAGAGGAUCCCCCCCUCCGCGUUAUCAGUCGCCUCCACGCCACGCUAUGUCGCGCCAUAGUCCACCCUCCAGGAGGCACCCCCCACAGCACCAUAGCCCACCACCACGUCAUUAUCGGUAGAAAGGCUCAUCAUUUAUAGAGGAAUUGGGGGAAAUGUUUUUUAAUUCUACCUGCUUUUUUUUUUAAGCCCCGGGUCUCCUCCUAGGAAACACCAUUAUUUCUUGCUACAUACAUUCCAUGGUCAGGAUCCCGUGCUCCUCCCCUCAGCCUUAACAUUGUUUUUCAAACACCCAUAUGUGUUAUGUGAAAGCAGGAUUGUUGAUUUUUCUCUUCUAAGCAAAAUAACUGUAUUUGAUUAUUUUAUAACAAAUUAGAGGUGUCUUUUAUAAAGAAAUCCUGGGUUGUAAUGUCAAACGUUGACAGAAACCAGUACAAACAGGUUAUAUUAUAUUGUCCAAAACAAAUAACACAAUUCUGCAGCUAUCAGACAAAACGUCAUACUGCUUCUUAAAUUUUCCUUUUUGUGUGUGUCCUAUCUGUAGCCUUGUAUGGAAGUUCUAUGAAUAUGAAGUUUUUCGAACCGCCAAUUUAAGAACCUGUGAAGCUAAUCAAUAUCCUCCUCUGAUUCAAGAUGUGUAAAAUUAGUACGCCUUUUAGAGUAGUGACACAUGUUGACUGUGAGCCUCACCUGUCAGAUUAUUUUUUUAACGUAUGAGCCUCUGACCGAGGUGACCUGUAGGUGGACUUGAUUUGUAUGCAUCUGUUUUUUUUUCUUUACCAAUAAAAUGCAAACUUUUA